GAGCCGAAGAAGACUACCAAACGUGUGCUCACUUCCUCUAGCAGUCGUCGUCCUCGAUGAUAAGCAGGCCAGGGGGUGGUGGAGCACUCCAACCUAAUUAAGUGAGCUUCCAGGUCGAGGAGAGGGACCGCCGGAGGAAAACUUCGGAGGCGCCCAACUUCCAAGAUACCCACUAGCUCGCUGCCUCACACCGCGUUCUUUUCCCCCUUGGCUGGGUGCUAGAAAGAUGCGAUUUUUUGGCCCUGGGACCACUUGUUCUUCUGAUUCUUACGCUGCGGGCACCCCCCCCUUGGCUUCUCGUCUGGUGUCUGUUUUCUCGUGUUUGAGGUGAUAUUUGGCUCAUCCUUUGGCGCCUUUGAAGGGUGGGUGAGAGGUCUCGAGUCCAAAAUCUGCAAGCGUCUUCUGCGUAUGGGCCUCUUAGCCGCCCUGUAGGAGACCUGUAUGGAAGAAUUUGGGGAGGGACGAUCUCUAGUCUAUCUGUCAAGCAGCUAGAGUGGUGUUCAUGUGGGCCGAAGCUAAGGGAGAUACUGCAGUUGAUGAGGAGACAGUAGAGGGGCUUGUUGGAUUCUUCAAGGACUUGCUAAACUUUUGUCCUUCUUCUUGUGAUCUAGAGGCCUGAUAUUUUUCAAUCACUGAGCCGUAUUUGCCGAAGUGCACAGAUAGAGGGGUUUAUUGGAUUAAGCAAGAACAAGGCCUCCCAAUUUUGGGAUUCGUCACAAUACCAUAAGAGUGAACAAGUAAGGACCAUUUGAUCCUGGGACAUGGAGAAGCAAUCCAGCACGCGACAUGGCCCGCUAGAAAAACUGAAGAGCUUCCGGGGGAUAGAGAAGCAGAGAAGCUUUAAGUUCUUGUCCAUGGAGAAACAGCAGAGCUUCAAAAGGAACAAGGACAGCCCUGGGAAGCGGGGUGACACCGCACUCCACCUUGCGGCGAGGGCUGGCAGUGUUGCCCAUGUCCAGAAGAUCCUUGCAGAGUGCGAUCCAGAGCUUGUGGUGGAGUUAGCUGCCCGCCAGAAUCAGGAUGGUGAGACUGCGCUGUAUGUGUCCUGUGAAAAGGGGCAUGUCGAGGUUGUGUGUGAGAUUUUGAAGGCUUCUGACGUGCAGUCAGCAGGGCUCAAGGCCAGCAACAGCUUCGAUGCAUUCCAUAUUGCAGCAAAACAGGGCCAUCUGGUUCAAUUUGUUGAUCUUGCAGAUGUCUUGAAGGAACUGCUGCAAGCCUUUCCCUCAUUAGCUAUGACAACAAAUUCUGUAAAUGCCACCGCUUUGGACACUGCUGCAACUCAGGGCCACAUUGAUAUAGUUAAUCUUUUGCUAGAAACAGAUGCAAGCCUUGCUAGGAUUGCAAGAAAUAAUGGCAAGACAGUUUUGCAUUCAGCAGCAAGAAUGGGCCAUGUGGAGGUGGUCACUGCACUGUUGAAUAAGGAUCCAGGGAUUGGUUUCAGAACAGAUAAGAAGGGACAGACAGCGCUACACAUGGCUUCAAAAGGCCAAAAUGCGGAAAUUCUGCUCGAGUUGUUAAAGCCUGAUGUCUCAGUUAUCCAUGUGGAAGACAGCAAGGGGAACAGACCAUUGCAUGUUGCAACUCGGAAGGGGAACACCAUUAUGGUCCAGACCCUAAUAUCAGUUGAAGGGAUUGAAAUCAAUGCGGUUAAUAGAGCUGGAGAGACUGCUUUUGCUAUUGCAGAGAAACAAGGUAAUGAAGAGCUUAUUAACAUCCUUAAAGAGGUUGGUGGAGUAACUUCAAAAGAGCAAGUGAAUCCUCCUAAUCCAGCAAAGCAGCUCAAGCAGACUGUCAGCGAUAUCAGACAUGAUGUUCAAUCACAGAUCAAGCAAACACGCCAGACCAAGAUGCAAUUCCAAAAAAUCAAGAAGAGAAUUCAAAAGCUCCACAUUGGUGGACUAAACAACGCCAUCAACUCCAAUACCGUAGUUGCAGUGCUUAUUGCCACCGUCGCCUUUGCAGCCAUAUUCCAACUCCCUGGUAAUUUUCUGGAGGAUAUGAAAGACGCAUCUGAUCCGGACAUGACCUUGGGGCAAGCUUUUAUAGCCAGUAAUCCAGCUUUUAUAAUCUUCUUGGUCUUUGACGCCUUGGCUCUCUUCAUCUCCCUUGCUGUUGUCGUUGUCCAGACAUCUCUAAUUGUCGUCGAGCAGAAGGCGAAGAAGAAGAUGGUUUUUGUGAUAAACAAGUUAAUGUGGCUUGCAUGCCUAUGCAUCUCGGCAGCCUUCAUAGCACUGACCUACGUUGUUGUGGGCCGAGAUGACGAGUGGUUGGCUUGGUGUACCAUGGCGAUUGGCACUGUCAUCAUGGUGGCCACUCUUGGUUCCAUGUGUUAUUGCAUUGUUUCUCACAGGAUGGAGGAGAAGAACAUGAGGAAAAUUAGAAGGACCUCCACAAGCCAGUCGUGGUCCGUAUCAAUUGACUCGGAAACGGAGCUGAUGAACAGUGAAUAUAAGAAGAUGUAUGCCCUUUAGGGUGCCGUCCUUCCUUGUCGUCGAGUCUGUAUAUAUGUACCCAUUUGCCAGAGACAUGGCACUAAGUGGGAUUGACUAGAACUAUAUUUAGGCCUAGAACAUGGCACCUGUAUGUAACUGCAGUCCGCAGCCUCCUUCCAUGAGCAGAGGGGUGAAUUCCAGGUGAUAGGAGUAGCCACUUUUUGUAGGCAAAAUAUGACUAUUUGCCUAGCAAGAUGUUUAUCUUAUAUGCUUAUUAUUAUUGUGAAUGGAAAUUAAAACCGUGAAAUUGUAUCUGUA
Messenger RNA from Panicum hallii, 2750 nucleotides. RefSeq names its product ankyrin repeat-containing protein At5g02620-like. Bases 762 to 2471 code for a protein of 569 amino acids. The transcript has 4 exons. Gene Ontology annotation, molecular function: protein phosphatase regulator activity; protein phosphatase 1 binding. The record is from RefSeq and is a predicted model, not a curated record. NCBI's taxonomy places the organism in Eukaryota, Viridiplantae, Streptophyta, Magnoliopsida, Poales, Poaceae. Gene Ontology annotation, cellular component: plasma membrane.